CCGUUAUGUGGAAAGUUUUUGCACGGCUCGAAGACUGCAUUUGGUGAAGCGGUCAAUUGUCAAUGCAAGGCUGUCCGCGAUCGGUUAGUCACAAUGGCUGGACGCAAAGUGGUAUUGUUUAACCAGUGGGGAGUUGUUUUGACUCCGAGUCCGGAUUUGGCUUUCGACAAGUAUGAAGAUUCCCAUCAACUUCCGAGAGGGUUUCUGGGAAAGGUCGCUUCACGUGACGGGAGUGCUAUGGUCCGGGCAGAAAACGCGAAGCUGACAUUAUCUCAAAUGAUUCCAGAGUUCGAUGCGGAGUGCGUGAAGGAGGCCGGGGAUCAGGGCGUGGCUCUACCAGGAGGUUUCUCAGUGAGAGGGCUGUUUGAUGAACUCAGAGAGACACUGACCAUCAACACGCCUGUACUGCACACUGCUGAUACGCUCCGCCAGCAUGGGGUGUUGACGGGUGUGUUAGCCAAUCAGUGGGUGGAUGAUUGUGCAUCUGGAAGUAACCUCGCCAGAGCCCUGUCACUGAUUGGUGGACAUUUUGAUCUGCUGCAGCAGUCCUGUCGCUGCGGCUUCAGGGUACCUGAGCCCUCCAUGUUUACCUCAGCUCUGCAAGUUCUAGAUGUCCAACCAUCACAGGCCGUGUGGGUGGAUGAGGAUGAGGAGGGUGUGAAGGCAGCAGAGGGAGUUGGGAUGAAGGCUGUCCUGGUGAAGGACCUGGCCGGGGCUCUGAAGCAGCUGUCUGACUUCACAGGAGUUCAGGUUUUAACUGAGGAUAGCCUCCCAGCAACCUGCCAUCCUGAACAGGUUUCUCAUGGAUACGUAACCAUCAAGCCAGGGGUACAGAUCCAUUAUGUGGAGAAGGGAGUGGGUCCUCCAGUGCUAUUGUUUCAUGGCUUUCCUGAGAGCUGGUACUCCUGGAGGUACCAGGUCCCAGCUCUGGCAGAUGCAGGGUUCAGGGUGUUGGCUCUGGACAUGAAGGGCUACGGAGCCUCCUCAGCUCCCCCAGACAUAAAGGAGUAUUCUCAGGAAGAGCUGUGCAAGGAUCUGGUGGUCUUUCUGGAUAAGAUGGGUAUUCCCCAGGUGACCCUGAUUGGUCAUGAUUGGGGUGGGUCUCUGGUCUGGAGCAUGGCACAGUGCCACCCUGAGAGAGUCCGGGCGGUAGCAUCUCUGAACACUCCACUGUUUCCUGUGGACCCUGCCAGCCCUCCCAUGGAGAGGUUGAAGGCUAUGCCCAUAUUUGACUACCAGAUCUACUUCCAGACCCCUGGAGUUGCAGAGGCAGAGUUAGAGAAAGAUUUAGAACGGACAUUUAAGAUCUUCUUCUUCGGGAGUAGGGAUAAGACCGGUGGUGGUGGGCUCAGCACUGCUGGGGUUUGUGCCAGAGGAGGUCUGUUUGUGGGGGUUCCAGAAGAGGUUCCCAGGAGUUCCAUCCUCUCUGAGGAUGCUCUGCAGUUCUAUGUCACAGAGUAUAAGAAGAAUGGUUUCCGCGGUCCGUUGAACUGGUACCGUAACGUGGAGAAGAACUGGGCCUGGUUGUGUUCUCGUCCCCGGACCCAGCUGCUGAUGCCGGCUCUGAUGGUGACCACAGGGAAAGAUCCGGUUCUUCUGCCUGUGUUCUCGAAGGGCAUGGAGAACAUGAUUCCCAAUUUGACUAGAGGGCACAUUGAAGAGUGUGGACACUGGACACAGAUAGAGAAACCAGCUCAGCUGAACAAGAUCUUGAUCUCCUGGCUUCAGGACACUCUGGGGAAGACUGGCAUCACCAUGACGCCCAGACUGUGAACAAGAGAGAGAGAGAAAUGUAUUGAUGAUACAUUGAGAGGGGGAGUGUGAAUUAGGGUAUGGUGAAAACAGUGUUGAGAAUGACAGGGAAGGAGAAUGUGCGUGCAUGCACUCACAGUAACACAUUAAAAAACAUGCAAGCACGCACAGUCACACACAUUACACAUACAAACACACCGCUUGUAUUACAGUAUUAUCAAUCUGUCUUUGAAUUAUUAUCAACAUGGUGUUUUUGUCUUUCAAUAAGACCUCAGAGUAUUACAACAUAGAAGUAUUUCAUAGAUUUCAACUGUACUGAGAAAAUUGUCACGUUUUCAAUUCUCACUAACAUGACAGUAUAGUUAGUCUGUCACACAUCUUUUGGAAAAAAAUUCUCUUAUAGUAUCAACACAAGCAUUUAACAGAAUUAAUAACCUUUUAUGAAUGUAUGUUUGCUUCAACUGUCUCCUCUGUUUAAUAAAGCUGUACCAGACUGAUU
Messenger RNA from Osmerus eperlanus (European smelt), 2251 nucleotides. It is a transcript of the gene ephx2, whose product is annotated as epoxide hydrolase 2, cytoplasmic. Gene Ontology annotation, biological process: phospholipid dephosphorylation; cholesterol homeostasis. Gene Ontology annotation, molecular function: lipid phosphatase activity; magnesium ion binding. Lineage: Eukaryota; Metazoa; Chordata; Actinopteri; Osmeriformes; Osmeridae. The record is from RefSeq and is a predicted model, not a curated record. The transcript is spliced from 19 exons. Bases 94 to 1773 code for a protein of 559 amino acids. Gene Ontology annotation, cellular component: peroxisome.